Medioppia subpectinata is the source of this 4776-nucleotide messenger RNA. Lineage: Eukaryota; Metazoa; Arthropoda; Arachnida; Sarcoptiformes; Oppiidae. The record is from the annotation of a GenBank genome assembly.
AUGAAGAAACAAAUUGCGGGAAAUGUUCAACAAAUGAGACCAAAGUUUACUAUUAGAUCAGCUCUCAUGAGUGAUGGCAAAGACCUCACCAUUGAUGAGAUCUAUAAACAAUAUUUAGAGCAUUUUGUGCGCAUAUAUAACAUCGGCGGUCAUCUCCCAAACGGCCAAAACGCGUACACAUGGGGUGCGGGCUUUGGUAUCGGCGAAGACGACUGUAUUGUCACCAAUACUCAUGUGGUCGGAGAGUCGGACAAUAUAUUGAUCGAGAGGUUUCACAUUGACAUCAAUGAUGACGUGCGCGGAGUCGGUGUCAGGGAUCCUAAUCGGCGACUUAGGGGUCGAGUGGUUUACUUGAAUCCACGCUUAGAUAUAGCGAUAGUACAUGUGUCGAGCCGUAUAAUGACGGGUAUAGAGACCGUAGAGUUUGCGGACACCGUUGAGACGGGCGAACACGUGAUGAUUGUCGGGAAUCCGGCGCUCGAUUACUGUGUAUGCGAUGGAGUGGUCACAUGUGUUGGUCGUGAAGGCCAGACCAUUUCGGUCGACACUCACGACUAUUUCCAGAAUUGGUUGGACCCGAAGAAUCGGUACGUAAGCCACACGAGUCCACAAUACGGAGGUUUCUCUGGCGGUCCGUUGAUUAAUAUGAGUGGACGAGUGGUUGGCCUGAAUUGGGGCGGACUCAACACUUUUCGCCAUAAUUUUUCCAUCAGUUUCUCAGAUAUAAAGGGUGUUAUUAAAGAAAUGAAACAGUUUUUGGAGAAGAGACACACAUAUAGUGCGGACAAAUCGCUGGGAUUAAAGGUUAGGCCAAUGACGAGGGAUUUGUGGGAAAUGAUUUACGGCAAGACUUCAUGGCAUAUAAAUGAAGGACUUCUUGUUUGGGCAAAUUUGACGACCAGUUCUUUAAAUCAUAAUGAUAUCGAAGAGUAUGAUAUUAUGGUUGCAGUGAAUGACAUACCAAUCAAAUCUGUAAAACAGUUGAGAGAUUAUUGCCAUAAUUGUAAUCCUAAUGAAGUUCUCGAAAUACGUGUCAUCAGAAAUCUCGAAGUUUAUCAAAAACAGCAACAAAUUGUGGAAAAUGGCCAACAAUUUAAACUAAUGUUUACUCUCCGAUCAGCUCUCAUGAGUAAUGACAAAGAGCUAACCCUCGAUGACAUCCAUAAACAAUAUUUAUCGCAUUUUGUGCGCAUAUAUAAUAUCUGUGGUUAUAUCCCAAACGGCAAUAACGCGUACUCAUGGGGUGCGGGCUUUGGUAUCGGUGAAGACGACUGUAUUGUCACCAAUAGUCAUGUGGUCGGAGAGUCGGACAAUAUAUUGAUCGAGAGGUUUAACAUUGACACCAAUGGAGACGUGCGCGGAGUCGGUGUCACACAUCCUAUUCGGCGACUUGAGGGACGAGUGGUUUACUUGAAUCCACGCUUAGAUAUAGCGAUAAUACAUGUGUCGAGCCGUUUAAUGACGGCUAUAGAGUCCGUAGAGUUUGCGGACACCGUUGAGACGGGCGAACACGUGAUGAUUGUGGGAAAUCCGGCACUGGAUUACUGUGUAUGCGAUGGUGUGGUCACAUGUGUUGGUCGUGAAGGCGAUGCCAUUUCGGUCGACACUCACGAGUAUUUCCAGAAUUGGUUGGACCCGAAGAAUCGGUACGUAAGCCACACGAGUCCACAAUACGGAGGUUUUUCUGGCGGUCCGUUGAUUAAUAUGAGUGGACGAGUGGUUGGCCUGAAUUGGGGCGGACUUAACACUUUUCGUGUUAUUAAAGAAAUGAAACAGUUUUUGGAAAAGAGAUACACAUAUAAUGAGAAUAAAUCGUUGGGAUUAGCCGUCAGACCAUUGACGAGGGAUUUGUGGACAAAGAUUUACGGACCAAAUAUUGAAUGUCAUAUAAAUGAAGGACUUUUCUAUCAAAAACAGCAACAAAUUGUGGAAAAUGGCCAACAAUUUAAACCAACGUUUACUCUUCGAUCAGCUCUCAUGAGUGGUGAUAAAGAGCUAACCCUCGAUGACAUCCAAAACCAAUAUGUGAAGAGUUUUGUCAAAAUACAUAACCAGUCGUUCAAACUGCCCAAAAGAUCAACCCUGAGGUUUAUAAGCGCGGGCUUUGCCAUCGAGGAAACCGCGUGUAUUGUCACCAAUUGUCAUGUGGUCGGAGAGUCGGACCGAUUACUGAUCGAGAGUUUUAUCGUUGAACACAAUGGAGACGUGCGGACACUCGGCUAUCACAUAAUUUAUAUUUUAAUAUUUAUUAUCUCACAAUUGACUGCAAAAAUGAAUGCAGAGUUUGUAUCAAAAGGCGAUUACAAGAAUCACCAGAAAUAUGGCAUAAAUACCGAUGAAUGCGGUCUAAGAUAUGAACCGAUUUUAGUUAAUAUAAAUUAUCCGCAAAAAUGCUUUCAAACCAAUCAUUCAAUGAUACAAAUACUGGAUAAAGAGGUCUACUAUCAUAUGAACGAACCGGACAUUACAUUAAAUCGCAUAGUGGAUGGUGAGGACGCAGUGGUGUCGGGUAAACCAUUACAAGCACCAUGGGCUAUCAAUUUUCAAUUCAGAGCACUGGCCGUUUUGGACACCGACAGAUGUUCAGGUUCAUUGAUUGCUUUGAAUUGGGUCUUAACGGCCGCACAUUGUGUGGAUAAUCCAUGGUAUGGAAAAUGGGUGAUAAGGGCCUCGCAGUACAGGAGCGCCGGCUUUCAGACCCGACACGUAAACCAGACAUUCAAGGCGUCGAGCGGUGCGGACUUAGCUUUGGUUCAAACAGACCGACCCUUUGAUCGUCUUCGGGACCGCGUAUUGAAGAGACACUACUCUAUAAACACUGUAUGUCUGCCGCAAAUGAAUCGGAAUUUUAUUUCUGGAAAUGUGACGGUAUUUGGUUUCGGGUUCACUGGAGACAACUUACGCUUGCAAUCGGAUAAACUACAAAAGGCUAUACUAGAGCUCUGGUCCUAUGACUCGGUGACUGAACUGUGGUGUGACCUUAAUUAUGGCACUGAGAAACUUUGUGCCAAGUUUAUCAAAGGCAGGCUCUGUCAGGGUGAUUCUGGCGGCGGUUGGAUACACUAUAACGAUCGGUACGGCACUCAGGCGGUGGUGUCGGGCGUCACAAAGUCUACUGAUUUAGAUGCUAACGCUAAUGCUAAGGACAUGAUGUUUAGCGAGCUGCCGGUGUCUGGAAGGGCCCGAAGUGGUAGCCCGUUGACCCGCACUGCCAUAUCGACGAGGCCUAUUGACGGCCGCCCAGGUAGUUUUCCUGGACGGAAAGCUCACCUGUGUCGCCGUCGUCGUGGGCAGCCAUUAGAGUGGCUUCGGGCGUUGUGCUGUUGGUUGUGCCCGUGUUCGACCGGCGCCGAGUGCACUCCCUGUGCCAGUGCCAUGCCUCUACGCCAGCAAACGGCACGCUGUUGGUGGUCGAGAUCGUUGGCCGCGCUGUUGGCGAUCGCGAUCGGUGGCUACCAUGACUGUCGGGCGCUGUUGUGCCGGUUUUGCCGUGAAUGGGAUUGGUUGCGGCCGCUGUCUGGGAAGGGUGGCCUCAAGUUGCAGCGCAACUCCCAACCACGCCACAGCAGUCGGCGGAUUGGCACACAACAAGAGCCCGCGAUAGUGAGCCGGCAUCCCUUCGGUCAACUGUGCGACGACAUCCUCUUCCUCGAGGGUUGGACGGUCUCUGUGCUCUUGAGGUACCGGCGCUGGGAGGCAAUGAUGGGGUUGACCACAGCCGGUCCAAAGCGGGCGAUGAGUGCCGCGCGUACCUCAACCCAAGUCAUGGCCGCCAUGUUGGAUCCGGUCCGCGUCAUUCUUGCCCCGCGUGACCACCUCAAAGAGGUUACACCACAGGUCGGCACGAAUGACGGUCUUAUGGCUGGCAAACUUGGCCAGCAAAUUGUUGGGAUUGCAGCCAUUGGUGGCCGCGGGCUGAGAGCCGUUUGUUGUGGUUGCCAUUGUCUGUCGGCGGCGCUGGACUGUAGGGCGAGUCGGGAGGGGGCGACCGGAGCGAAGUUCAAUGGUGAACGAUGUGGUGAAGUGGAGGAAGCGUUGGUGAUCCUGCCGUGGAUUGCGCCAAUUGAGACACUUGUAGUCGAGUUUGUGGUGAAAAUCACUUUUAUUGAAAUGGAGUCAAGAAAGCAUAUAUUUAUUAUCUCACAAUUGACUGCAAAAAUGAAUGCAGAGUUUGUAUCGAAAGGCGAUUACAAGAAUCAUCUGAAAUAUGGCAUAAAUACCAAUGAAUGCGGUCUAAGAUAUGAACCGAUUUUAGUUAAUAUAAAUUAUCCGCAAAAAUGCUUUCAAACCAAUCAAUCAAUUGUUCAAACACUGGACAAAGAGGUCUACUAUCAUAUGAACGAACCGGACAUCACUUCAAGCCGUAUAACAGAUGGCGAGGACGCUGUGGUGUCGGGUAAACUAUUACAGGCACCAUGGGCAGUUAGUAUUCACUUCAGAGCACUAGGCGUUAUAAGCACCGACCUGUGCUCAGGUGUAUUAAUUGCUAUGAAUUGGGUCUUAACGGCUGCCCAUUGUAUUGAUGACUCUUGGAUUGGAAAAACAGUGAUCAGGGCCUCACCCUUUGCCAGCGCCGGCUUUCAGACCCGACACGUGAACCAAACAUUUAACUCGUCGAGCGGUGCGGACUUGGCUUUGAUUCAAACAGAUAAACCUUUUGACCGACUCCGGGACCGCACCCUAAAGAGACACUACUCUAUAAACACCGUAUGUCUGCCCGAAGCGAACCGUACGUUCACUUCGGGAAAUGUGACGGUAUUUGGUUUUGGUUACACC